Messenger RNA from Cannabis sativa, 1082 nucleotides. Its product is annotated as psbP domain-containing protein 2, chloroplastic. The transcript is spliced from 3 exons. Gene Ontology annotation, biological process: photosynthesis. Lineage: Eukaryota; Viridiplantae; Streptophyta; Magnoliopsida; Rosales; Cannabaceae. Gene Ontology annotation, cellular component: photosystem II; photosystem II oxygen evolving complex; extrinsic component of membrane. The record is from RefSeq and is a predicted model, not a curated record. Bases 124 to 846 code for a protein of 240 amino acids. Gene Ontology annotation, molecular function: calcium ion binding.
GCCACAUGAAACAUCUACAAAUUCAAAAGGGAAAACAAAAAAAACUCUCUUAAAUCUCUCCCCUCCACCGCCACUCUUACAUAUUACACACAAAAGAACGCUAAAGUAAUUUGAAAAAACAAAAUGGGUGUAAAAGCAUGGACAUGUGCUUCCACCUUCAACUACAAUAUCCUCUUCUUACCCGCCUUCCCAAAUCCAGUCCCGCGAGCUUCUCUGAAUUCCAGGCGCCGUGAACCUCAAAGACAGCCACCUCUAUUGUUAUGUUUGGGCAAGAGGAAGCUCGGCCUCUCAUCUCUAUCCUUAAUUCUAAGUGGGGUUUCCCCAAACUUGUCAAUGGCCAUGUCUGCGCAACAAGAAUUGGAGCUUGAGAGGUACAUUGAUUCAAAGGAGGGUUUCACUCUCCUCAGGCCUUCUUCUUGGAUCAAGGUUGAUAAAGCAGGGGCAACUGCUCUGUUUGAAGAGGCUGAUAAGGGGAGUACUAACAAUGUUGGGGUAGUGGUGAGCCCAGUUCGUCUUAACUCUCUCACAGAGUUUGGUAGUCCUGAAUUUGUGGUUAAUAAACUUAUACAAGCUGAAAGGCGCAAGGAAAGUACCAAAGAGGCUGAGGUGAUUGCAGUUGCACAAAGAUUAGGCAAGGGAGGUUUGCAAGUGUAUGAGUUUGAGUACAAGGUUGAUAGCACCAGGGGAGGAAUGAAGAGGGUCUUUUCUGCGGCAUUUGUUGCUUCAAAGAAGCUGUAUCUUCUCAAUAUUUCUCACUCUGAUAAACCUGAGAACCCGCUGGACACCCACACAAGAACAGUACUGGAGCAAGUUCUUCAUUCAUUUGAUUCAGCUCCCCUUGUAUAAUGUGUAAGAUGGUCAUGCCUUGGUGCUCUGCAGCUUAUGUAAAUUCGAAUUUUACCACUUGUACCAAACAUUUGCUGGCCAAGGUAAAGGCAGUCUGAAACCACAAUGAAAGCUUGCUUUGUUGUACAUUUCUAGUCAUUUCAUAGCAUAACUUUGAGCAUCCUAGUUAUUGUGCAUGUAUGCCUAAUCCCUUAAUGCAUAUGUGCACAUACGUGAUCGGGCAUAAUCUUACAAGC